Suillus paluster is the source of this 453-nucleotide messenger RNA. RefSeq lists its product as uncharacterized. The transcript has a single exon. The coding region runs from base 1 to 453 and encodes 150 amino acids. Lineage: Eukaryota; Fungi; Basidiomycota; Agaricomycetes; Boletales; Suillaceae. The record is from RefSeq and is a predicted model, not a curated record.
AUGGGAUUGGCGAUUGAAGAAGCUCAGAUCGCAUUGCUCAUUGAGGUCCGGAGAAUCGGACAAAGACCUACCGAGACACAGAGAUUAGACAUCGCCCAUCAAUGCAAUCGGGUGCAGGGACAGAUCGAUGGAUUCACUUGGUCCGCUCUCCUGCAUUUCGGAGAUGGAUUUGAUAGUGAUGAAGAUCCAGAGGACUUGAGUUGUGCAAUUCUCAAUGAUCUCGAUGAUGGCCCAGAUGAGUUCACCGAGACUCUUGAUACCUACCCAAACACCCCCAAGCUCGCUGUCAUCCCAUUGCCAUCCAAUGUCGGGCUGGACCGACUCCAACACUGCUUAGCAGAAGAUCUGAUUCCGCUGGAGAUGUCGCUUCAUGAAGGACAGGCCAAUGAUGCCCUUCACAAUCUCCGAAUACACUUGUGCAACAAGGCGGUCCUUUUCCGAACCACCAGUUAG